AAGAUGGCUGAUAAGCUAAAGACGAUCCUGUUCCUUUCAUCCUGUAGGAAAGGUGCUAGUUUCACAGGCGAGGGAUCAUGGGGCGACAGGGUAGGAAAAGCAAUGAAGGAGAUUCUGGAGGAAGAAGGUCUUGAAGUGUCACUGUGGGACCCCAAAGAUAGUCCCUACACAAUCCUAGAACAGCCUCUGCAUCUUGUUCCAGAUGCAUCCGGUUUUCCACAAUGGAUGCACGACAAGAAGAAAGAGCUGGAGGAAGCUGACAGUUUUAUAAUUUGUUCUGCUGAGUACAACUCAGCCCUGCCCCCCGCCCUCACUAACAUGCUCGACCACUACCCGCCUGCUGCUUACAAGGACAGACCUGUUGCUCUGUUAACGUACAGUGUGGGUCCUUUUGGAGGAUGCCGGAUUCAGAUAAACCUGAAAGCUCACGUGACAGAACUGGGAAUGGUACCGGUACCAGCGUCGUGUACCGUCAUGUCGGUAGGCUCAAUGUUUGAUGAAGAAGGCAACUUAACAGACGACAGAGUGAAGGCCAACAUGGUCAAGCAAGCUAAGGAGUUGAAGUGGUAUGCUGAGGCUCUGAAAAGCUACAAACAAGUCAGACCUGUACCAGUGCCUCCAAAGAAGCAAUAAGUGGACUUGCUUUAGUAUAAAUUAAGUUCUUAUUUUUCAAUUUUCGUCUUCUAUUCUAAGGUUACGAUUAAUGAACUUUUCACUCGGGAUAGUAUAUUUUUUAUUUAUUAUGAUUUGAUAACAAAAUAUUGAGAACGACGUUUUUUAUUUCUUUUUAUAUCACAGAUUCCAGAGUCAUGCAAAUUACCAACAUUACCAUACCAAAAGAUGGACUGAAACCAAGAAUUGUAUCAAGUAACAUUAUCGUGUAUUUAAUACAUCAUAGUUAUACAACA
This is a messenger RNA of Bolinopsis microptera, 908 nucleotides long. RefSeq names its product quinone reductase-like. Gene Ontology annotation, molecular function: FMN binding; oxidoreductase activity. The record is from RefSeq and is a predicted model, not a curated record. The transcript is spliced from 4 exons. Gene Ontology annotation, cellular component: cytosol. Bases 4 to 633 code for a protein of 209 amino acids. Lineage: Eukaryota; Metazoa; Ctenophora; Tentaculata; Lobata; Bolinopsidae.